UUCUCAGGAGACAAAGCAUAAUCUAACUGUGAACCUCACCACUCUUCAAGUCUAGUGUUAUACUUGCAGCAAAGAAGUAUUUUGGGAUAGAAAAUUAGGAACUCAGCCUUCAUUGCCUCAUGUAAGACAACCUCAGCAAAUACAAGAAAACAGUGUCCAGGAUUUUAAAAUACCGAGUAACACAACAUUAAAAACUCCUUUGGUUGCUGUAUUUGAUGAUUUGGAUAUACAAGUGGAAGAAGAAGAUGAACUUAAGGUAAGAGAUCUUACAGGUUUGAAGAAUAUUGGAAAUACCUGUUAUAUGAAUGCAGCUGUGCAGACUCUUUCUAACUACCCACCUUUGACUCAGUUUUUUCUUGAUUGUGGAGGACUAGCUAGAACAGAUAAGAAACCAGCCAUUUGUAAAAGUUAUCUCAAACUAAUGACAGAAUUGUGGCAUAAGAGAAGACCAGGAUCUGUUGUGCCUACUAAUCUGUUUCAAGGAAUUAAAACUGUAAAUCCAACUUUUUGGGGGUAUUCUCAACAGGAUGCUCAGGAAUUCCUUCCAUGUUUAAUGGAUCUGCUUCAUGAAGAACUGAAAGAGCAGGUCAUGGAAGUAGAGGAAGAUACUCAAACCGUAACUAUGGAGGAGACCAUGGAAGAAGAAAAGAGCCAGUCAGAUGUAGAUUGUCAGUCUUGUGAAUCUCGUAGCAGCAGUGAUAAAACAGAAAAUGAAAAUGGCUCCAGAGGCUUUUCUGAAGAAAAUAAUGAAACAACCAUGUUAAUUCAGGAUGAUGAGAACAAUUCAGAAAUAUCAAAAGAUUGGCAAAAAGAGAAGAUGUGCAAUAAGAUUAAUAAAGUAAAUUCUGAAGGAGAAUUAGAUAAAGAUAGAGACUCUUUGUCUGAAACACUCGACUUGAACAACCAGGAAACGGUCAAAGUGCAAAUCCAUGGCAGAACUUCAGAAUAUGUCAUUGAUGUCCAUUUGAAUGACCUGUCUACACCUUCAUUUGAGCUUCCAUCAAAUGAAGGUGUUAAUCCACGUUUAUCAGCAAGCCCUCCUAAAUCAGGGAAUUCGUGGCCAGGAUUGGCAUCCACACACGAAAAAGUUCAGUCUGCAUCUCCAAAGAGAAAAAAACAGCAUAAGAAAUACAGAAGUAUUAUUUCAGACAUAUUUGAUGGAACAAUCAUUAGUUCAGUACAGUGUCUGACUUGUGACUUUCGAGAUCUGUCCUUGCCAAUUCCUGGCAAAGAAGACCUUGCUAAGCUACAUUCAUCUAGUCAUCCAACUUCUAUAGUCAAAGCAGGAUCAUGUGGUGAAGUCUACGCUCCACAAGGCUGGAUAGCUUUUUUCAUGGAAUAUGUGAACAGCUGGUUUUGGGGUCCAGUAGUAACCUUGCGAGAUUGUCUUGCUGCCUUCUUUGCCAGAGAUGAAUUAGAAGGUGACAAUAUGUACAGUUGUGAAAAAUGCAAAAAGCUGAGGAAUGGAGUCAAGUUUUGUAAAGUACAAAAGUUUCCCGAGAUUUUAUGCAUCCACCUUAAAAGAUUCCAACACGAACAAAUCAAAAUCAGCACUCAUGUUUCAUUUCCACUAGAAGGCCUGGAUCUUCAGCCAUUUCUUGCUAAGGAUAGUCCAGCUCAGAUUGUGACAUAUGAUCUUCUGUCAGUCAUUUGUCAUCAUGGGACUGCAAGUAGUGGACACUAUAUAGCCUACUGCCGAAACAACUUAAAUAACCUGUGGUGUGAAUUUGAUGAGCAGAGUGUUACUGAAGUUUCAGAAUCUACCAUACAAAAUGCAGAAGCUUACGUUCUUUUCUAUAGGAAGAGAAUGAAAGGCACAAAAGAGAGGAGAAGGAUAUCAAAUUUGUUGAACACAAUGGAACCCAGCCUCCCUCAGUUUCACAUUUCUCGACAAUGGCUGAAUAAAUUUAAGACCUUUGCUGAACCUGGCCCUAUUUCAAAUAAUGACUUUCUCUGUAUUCAUGGAGGUGUUCCUCCACAAAAAGCUAGUUACAUUGAAGACUUGGUUUUGAUGCUGCCUCAGAACAUUUGGGAUAACCUGUAUAGCAGGUAUGGAGGAGGACCAGCUAUCAACCAUCUGUACAUUUGUCACACUUGCCAAAUUGAGGCAGAGAAAAUUGAAAAAAGAAGGAAAACUGAACUGGAAACAUUUAUUCGGCUCAACAGAACAUUCCAAGAGGAGGACUCUCCAGCUACAUUUUAUUGCAUCAGUAUGCAGUGGUUUAGAGAAUGGGAAAGUUUUGUGAAGGGUAAAGAUGGAGAUCCUCCAGGUCCUAUUGACGACACUAAAAUUGCAGUCACUAAAUGUGAUAAUGUGAUGCCCAGGCAAGGAGCGGAUUUUGGUCAAAUUUCUGAAGCAACAUGGAAUUUUCUGCAGUCUAAAUAUGGUGGAGGGCCUGAAGUUAUCCUACGACCUUCAAUUGUUCAUGUUGAUCCUGACAUACUACAAGCAGAAGAAAAAAUUGAAGUAGCAACACGAUCUUUGUAA
This is a messenger RNA of Sciurus carolinensis (gray squirrel), 2488 nucleotides long. RefSeq names its product ubiquitin carboxyl-terminal hydrolase 33-like. NCBI's taxonomy places the organism in Eukaryota, Metazoa, Chordata, Mammalia, Rodentia, Sciuridae. Gene Ontology annotation, molecular function: cysteine-type deubiquitinase activity. Gene Ontology annotation, biological process: protein deubiquitination. The record is from RefSeq and is a predicted model, not a curated record.